This is a messenger RNA of Propithecus coquereli (Coquerel's sifaka), 6632 nucleotides long. It is a transcript of the gene ARFGEF1, whose product is annotated as ADP-ribosylation factor guanine nucleotide-exchange factor 1 (brefeldin A-inhibited). Lineage: Eukaryota; Metazoa; Chordata; Mammalia; Primates; Indriidae. The transcript has 36 exons. Gene Ontology annotation, molecular function: guanyl-nucleotide exchange factor activity. Gene Ontology annotation, biological process: regulation of ARF protein signal transduction. Bases 496 to 5349 code for a protein of 1617 amino acids. The record is from RefSeq and is a predicted model, not a curated record.
UUUCCUCCCAACAUGGCGGCCGGGGCAGGUCGGCGGUGAUGGAGGCCAGGCAGCGGCCGCGGCGGGUGCUAAUCCCCACAGUAGCCAGGGCAGCCCUGCUCUCGCCGGGCCUCUGAGCUGCCGCCGCCGCCUCGUCCCUUGGCCCCUGCGAGACGGCCUCCUGGGCCGGGCUCCUUCACCGCCGCCGGGCCGGAGGGACGAGUGAGGGAGACGGCCAGGAAGGGACCCCUCGGGCCAGGUCUAGAGGCGGAGGCGCGACGGGCGCGGCCCUCGAGGGGCGGCUUCUCGGGGGUGGCGAGGACCUCGACGCCCCUUGCCGGUACCAAGACUGGUUCCGUUCGCCCGCCCCUUUCUGAUCCUGUCGCUGCCCUCCACGCCUCCUCUCCCCCACUUCCACCCCCUCUCCUUUUUCUCUUCUCUUCCUCCCCCCCCCCGUCCUCCCCUUCAGCCGUUGGGAGCCGCGGGUCGGACGAGCCGCCGCCUCCUUUUGCGUCCAUGUAUGAGGGGAAGAAGACGAAGAACAUGUUCCUGACCCGGGCCUUGGAGAAGAUUUUGGCCGACAAGGAAGUGAAGAAGGCGCAUCACUCCCAGCUGCGCAAAGCUUGUGAGGUGGCGUUAGAGGAAAUAAAAGCGGAAACUGAAAAACAGAGUCCUCCUCAUGGAGAAGCAAAAGCUGGAUCAGGCACCCUUCCACCAGUGAAAUCAAAGACGAAUUUUAUUGAAGCAGACAAGUACUUCUUACCCUUUGAGUUGGCAUGCCAGUCCAAAUGUCCCCGCAUAGUUAGUACAUCUCUAGAUUGUUUACAGAAACUUAUUGCUUAUGGGCACUUGACUGGCAAUGCUCCAGAUAGUACAACACCAGGCAAAAAAUUAAUUGAUAGAAUUAUUGAAACAAUAUGUGGCUGCUUCCAAGGACCUCAGACAGAUGAAGGAGUUCAGUUGCAGAUAAUAAAGGCUUUACUUACUGCAGUAACAUCACAACACAUAGAAAUUCAUGAAGGGACUGUACUGCAAGCUGUGAGAACAUGUUACAAUAUCUAUCUAGCAAGCAAAAAUCUCAUCAAUCAGACAACAGCCAAAGCUACUCUUACUCAGAUGCUAAAUGUUAUCUUUGCACGCAUGGAAAACCAAGCAUUGCAAGAAGCCAAACAAAUGGAAAAAGAAAGGCAUCGACAGCACCAUCAUCUGUUGCAGUCUCCAGUAAGCCAUCAUGAGCCUGAAUCACCUCAACUUAGAUAUUUGCCACCUCAGACUGUUGAUCAUAUAUCCCAAGAACAUGAAGGGGACCUUGACCCCCAUACAAAUGAUGUAGAUAAAAGUCUUCAGGAUGACACAGAGCCUGAAAAUGGAUCUGAUAUUUCCAGUGCAGAAAAUGAACAGACUGAAGCUGAUCAGGCAACUGCAGCUGAAACAUUAUCUAAAAAUGAUAUAUUAUAUGAUGGGGAAAACCAUGAUUGUGAGGAAAAGCCACAAGACAUUAUACAGAGCAUUGUAGAAGAAAUGGUGAACAUUGUUGUUGGAGAUAUGGGAGAAGGGACUACUAUAAAUGCAAGUGCAGACGGCAACAUUGGAGCUAUAGAGGAUGGUAGUGACAGCGAAAAUAUUCAAGCAAAUGGAAUUCCAGGAACACCAAUUUCUGUUGCAUAUACACCAUCCUUACCUGAUGACAGAUUGUCAGUCUCUUCCAAUGAUACUCAGGAAUCUGGAAAUUCUUCAGGACCUUCACCUGGUGCUAAGUUUUCCCAUAUUUUACAAAAGGAUGCCUUUCUAGUAUUCAGGUCAUUGUGUAAACUAUCAAUGAAACCACUGUCAGAUGGACCGCCAGACCCAAAAUCUCAUGAGUUACGAUCCAAGAUUCUUUCGUUGCAGUUACUUCUGUCCAUUCUGCAGAAUGCAGGACCCGUUUUCAGGACAAAUGAGAUGUUUAUUAAUGCUAUUAAGCAGUAUCUUUGUGUUGCACUCUCAAAAAACGGAGUCUCAUCUGUUCCAGAGGUUUUUGAGCUUUCUCUUUCUAUAUUUCUAACUCUGUUGUCAAACUUCAAGACACAUCUGAAGAUGCAAAUUGAGGUGUUCUUUAAAGAAAUUUUCUUAUACAUUUUGGAAACAUCUACCAGCUCAUUUGAUCACAAAUGGAUGGUUAUUCAGACACUGACAAGGAUUUGUGCAGAUGCUCAAAGUGUAGUGGAUAUUUAUGUAAACUAUGACUGUGACUUAAAUGCAGCCAAUAUAUUUGAAAGACUAGUAAAUGAUCUAUCAAAAAUCGCUCAAGGAAGGGGCAGUCAAGAACUUGGUAUGAGUAAUGUUCAGGAAUUGAGCCUGAGGAAAAAAGGUCUAGAAUGCUUAGUGUCGAUUUUGAAGUGUAUGGUUGAAUGGAGUAAGGAUCAGUAUGUGAAUCCCAACUCUCAGACAACUCUUGGUCAGGAGAAACCCUCAGAGCAAGACAUGAAUGAAAUCAAACACCCUGAGACAAUAAACAGAUAUGGAAGUUUAAAUUCCUUGGAGUCCACAUCAUCAUCAGGAAUAGGCAGCUACAGUACACAGAUGUCUGGCACUGAUAAUCCAGAACAAUUUGAGGUCCUAAAGCAACAAAAAGAAAUAAUAGAACAAGGGAUAGAUUUAUUUAAUAAGAAACCAAAGAGAGGAAUACAGUACCUCCAAGAACAGGGGAUGCUUGGCACUACACCUGAAGAUAUUGCCCAAUUCUUACAUCAAGAGGAAAGAUUAGACUCUACUCAAGUGGGUGAAUUCCUGGGAGAUAAUGAUAAAUUUAACAAAGAAGUCAUGUAUGCAUAUGUGGACCAACAUGACUUUUUGGGAAAGGACUUUGUUUCAGCUCUUCGCAUGUUUCUGGAAGGAUUCCGUCUUCCAGGGGAAGCUCAGAAAAUUGAUCGAUUAAUGGAAAAAUUUGCUGCAAGAUACCUAGAAUGCAACCAAGGACAAACCCUUUUUGCGAGUGCAGAUACUGCUUAUGUUUUGGCUUACUCAAUUAUCAUGUUGACCACUGACCUUCACAGUCCACAGGUUAAAAAUAAAAUGACAAAGGAACAGUACAUUAAGAUGAAUAGAGGUAUCAAUGACAGUAAAGACCUUCCUGAAGAGUAUCUGUCAGCCAUCUAUAAUGAAAUAGCCGGGAAAAAGAUAUCAAUGAAAGAAACAAAAGAACUAACAAUCCCUACAAAAUCAAGUAAACAAAAUGUAGCCAGUGAAAAACAAAGAAGACUUCUGUAUAACUUAGAAAUGGAACAGAUGGCCAAGACAGCUAAAGCACUCAUGGAGGCUGUGAGCCAUGUUCAGGCACCUUUUACAAGUGCAACACAUUUGGAGCAUGUGAGGCCCAUGUUUAAGGAAAUUGGAGGAAAUGUGGACUGGAAGCAGAUAGCAAGUAUUCAGGAAUCCAUUGGAGAAACCAGUUCUCAAAGUGUUGUUGUUGCUGUAGAUAGUUUAAUAUUUGACCUGCUCCUGCCUUUAAAGAUUCCCUUUUAUCAUGCAAAUCCUAUGGUUGGCUGUAAUCCUAAUGAAGAUGUGGCUAUUUUUGCAGUAGACUCCUUGAGGCAGUUGUCAAUGAAGUUCUUAGAGAAAGGGGAGCUUGCUAAUUUCAGGUUCCAGAAGGAUUUCUUAAGACCUUUUGAACAUAUAAUGAAACGGAACAGGUCUCCAACAAUUCGAGAUAUGGUUGUACGGUGUAUAGCACAGAUGGUUAAUUCUCAAGCUGCUAACAUUCGAUCUGGAUGGAAGAACAUUUUCUCUGUAUUUCAUCUAGCUGCAUCCGAUCAAGAUGAAAGCAUAGUGGAACUUGCAUUCCAAACAACUGGGCACAUUGUCACCCUUGUAUUUGAAAAACACUUUCCAGCGACCAUUGAUUCCUUCCAGGAUGCAGUGAAGUGUUUGUCUGAAUUUGCAUGCAAUGCUGCUUUCCCAGACACAAGUAUGGAAGCAAUUCGACUUAUUCGCCAUUGCGCAAAAUAUGUGUCUGAUAGACCUCAGUUUUUAAAUGCUGGAAUGGUGAGGGGUUUAACAGUAAUGUUUGAAAUAAUGAAAACAUAUGGCCACACAUAUGAAAAACACUGGUGGCAGGAUUUAUUUAGAAUUGUUUUCAGAAUCUUUGACAAUAUGAAAUUGCCAGAACAACAGACUGAGAAAGCUGAAUGGAUGACAACGACUUGCAAUCAUGCACUGUAUGCAAUCUGUGAUGUAUUCACCCAAUAUUUAGAAGUACUCAGUGAUGUACUCUUGGAUGAUAUUUUUGCCCAGCUCUACUGGUGUGUGCAGCAAGACAAUGAGCAGUUAGCACGAUCUGGUACAAACUGCUUAGAGAACGUUGUUAUUCUGAAUGGUGAAAAAUUUACCCUAGAAAUCUGGGAUAAAACUUGUAACUGCACACUGGAUAUCUUCAAAACCACAAUCCCACAUGCGCUCUUGACCUGGCGUCCUACUUCUGGAGAAAUUGCGCAUCCACCUCCAUCUCCUGUGAGUGAAAAACCAUUGGAUACAAUAUCACAGAAAUCUGUAGAUAUUCAUGAUUCUAUUCAACCAAGAUCUGCAGAUAAUAGACAGCAAGCACCACUGGUUUCUGUCUCUACUGUGAAUGAAGAAGUCAGCAAAACUAAAUCUACAGCGAAAUUUCCAGAACAAAAAUUGUUUGCUGCCCUGUUGAUUAAAUGUGUUGUGCAGCUGGAGCUCAUCCAAACCAUCGACAACAUUGUGUUCUUCCCAGCCACAAGUAAAAAAGAAGAUGCGGAAAACUUCGCUGCAGCACAGAGAGAUGCAGUGGACUUUGAUGUUCGAGUUGAUACUCAAGACCAAGGAAUGUAUCGCUUUUUAACAUCACAACAACUUUUUAAGCUACUGGACUGCUUAUUAGAAUCGCAUAGAUUUGCAAAAGCAUUUAAUUCCAACAAUGAACAGAGGACUGCUCUGUGGAAAGCAGGCUUCAAAGGCAAGUCCAAGCCCAACCUUCUGAAGCAGGAGACCAGCAGCCUGGCCUGUGGGCUGCGCAUUCUCUUCCGGAUGUACAUGGACGAGAGCCGGGUUAGUGCCUGGGAGGAGGUCCAGCAGAGGCUUUUGAAUGUCUGCAGCGAAGCACUAAGUUACUUCCUCACUCUAACGUCAGAAAGUCAUCGGGAAGCCUGGACUAACUUACUGCUUUUGUUUCUAACUAAAGUUCUAAAGAUAAGUGAUAAUAGGUUUAAAGCUCAUGCAUCAUUCUACUACCCUCUCUUAUGUGAAAUUAUGCAAUUUGACUUGAUUCCUGAACUUCGUGCUGUUCUUAGAAGAUUUUUUCUGCGAAUCGGAGUAGUUUUUCAGAUAUCACAACCACCUGAACAGGAACUUGGAAUAAACAAGCAAUGAUGGGAACUUAAUAUUUUUCUGUUGGUGUUUACAUCCCUCUGCUCUUUAAAAGGACCCUGGAGCCGAGGUUUCCUACCUGAAAAUGAAUUCUUUGAAUUGCGGUAUCUGAGGAUGACUGGUAAAGAUGCUUAGAACUAAUACUCAAACUUGCAACACUCCAGUCCCUUUACCUGGUGGGUUCUGUGUGUCGCGUUGGGCUCAUGUCGAGCAGGAAGCAUGUGUAAACAAACAGUGUCAGCUAUGCUCACGGGUCCUCCCUGGCAGGGUGAGCCCCACAUAUUUUUGGCAGGUGUGGAAGUGAAACUUACCCAAAGAACUAUAGAUGUAAAGAUUGAACUUCUGCAAGAAGUACAACUCAGGAGAGCUGUAUUUUGAAGGAUAAAAUGUUUAUAAUUGGGGGGUGGGGGGAGAGGAAGAAAUUAUUGUUCAUGGUAAAAGAUAUUUAGCAACUAUGGUAUUCUUAUUCUGAAGAUUUUUGCACACUCAGGCUACCUGAGAUACUGGUAAUCAUCCUUCUGUGAAAAAUGUACAGAGAUGCAGGUCUGUAAUAUAAAAAUCUUAAACAUUAUAUAGUUCUUCCUGCACUGUUUUCUUUAUUUUCUUAUUCAUUUGCUAAAUACCCAUAUUUUGUCAAAUGCACUAAACAUCCGGGUUGAACUUUGUCUUUUUUAUUUUGUGGGAAUUUUUAGUUUUGCCCUUUUUUGGGGGUGGUAAUUUUGAGGCUUUAACAUGCCCAGAAGCUGUUGUGGUUGAUGCUUGUCAAGAUCAACAACGGGAAAGAAAAAAAAAAAAAAGGUAGAAAAUAUCCCUACUGACCAUAACUACCUGUAAUAUAUACUUCUAUUAGGGCUUCUAAAGAUGAGCCAUUAAAAUAGAAUGAUCCUUUAUGGACCGAAACUUGAAUCACUGCAAAACGAAUCUAGGUUGCUGUCAUUUUCUUUUCUUUUGGGUGGCGGGGCUUGAUGUAGAUUUUACUCUGUGUACAGAAUUUAAUGUUGAAUAUGUUAAAAUAACAAAUCUGGCAUGGUUUGCAGAGGUUAGAUUUACUGGAAAUGUAUUCAUACUGUGAAUUGUGUUCUGAUGGUUAAAAGACAAGAUUGUCAAGCAUUCCGUAUUAAUAGUGGAUGUAGAAAAUUUUUUCAGAUGGAUAAAAUGUAUAUGGUACAGAUGUAAAGUUUUCUAUGUAAAAAAUUCUGUACAACUUUCUGUACAAUAUUGAUUCUCAUCUGGCAUAUUCUAAUCAAGUUAUAGGUCAAUAAAGUUUUUGAAUUAUUUCAUCAGUG